Messenger RNA from Gryllus bimaculatus (two-spotted cricket), 775 nucleotides. The record is from the annotation of a GenBank genome assembly. Lineage: Eukaryota; Metazoa; Arthropoda; Insecta; Orthoptera; Gryllidae.
GGUUGCAGGAAUUUGUGUUUUCCGCGAUGGUUGUGGACCACUGCGCAGUGCGCUCUCAAAAGCAUGCUCAAAAGCGCUAGUAACAUCAACAGCACAUAAUAUUCACGAAGUAUAUAUACAGAGCUAGUUGAAGAAGAGAGUGAGUUGAUGAGGGUGUAUAGAGGAGGACUUUCUGGGCUCAUGGCCCGGUCCAGGGCUGGCCACCGAAUCGUAUAAUGAAGUAUUACAGUUGAAGCCGAUGCGGCUUUUUGAGUUCGUACACCUCCUAAGUAAAUACGUUCAUUGAAAAAAAAAAAAAAAUAGUCUAAUUUUUUCAGGGAGCCCUUAUCUGAAAAAUGGGGAGUGGCUUGUAUGUCACAAAUUAUUGGUGUGAAAAUUCACCAGAAGAUAGAUUGUGAUCUGUAAAUAUUUUGCUGUAUUCUCAAACUUACUCAAUAGACGUAAUUAAAACAGGUGAUAUGAACUUCUUUAUUAACGAUUUUUCGGUGGUUUUAUAUCCAAUCUUUCGUAAUUUGAUAGUGCGCAUGUAUGGACCAGGCACGUACUUAGAAAUUAAUUCGACGACUCGUGUGCGAUAUGAUGAUCCCUCUUCUCUGUCUUUAAAUUUUGAGAAAGACUCGCACAACCACACGGAUGAAUUGAAGUAUUGUGCUACUUGUAUUUCGUAAUAUUUCUCAUUGUACUAAUGUUCAUGGCUCAACAUUUUGAGUACGUACGGGAUAAAAAUCUUAAUUGUGUCAUAUACCAUGGAAACGUUGACAUUGGAUUCUCACAG